AUGGAUGGAGGGGAGCCAACAGUCCUGAUAAACUUUCUGUCAAAACUUGGACUGGAGAAAUUCUAUCCCAACAAGCUCACUCUUCGAUCCCUCUUGGAGAUCAACAAAAGCAGCGUGUAUGAUGAAGCUGUUUCAUCAGUGGAGGAGAUCCCGUGGUGUUUCCUCAGGAGACUCUUCAGAAUCAAUGCAGAAUGCAGAGACUGUACUCAGUUAUCAAACACAGAUAAUGAUGAGGAGGAUAACAGUGAUGAAGAUGACUAUGACAAAGACCUUUAUACUGCAGAUGACUCUGCAGACAAUCAGGUAAAUCCACUUGACCUCAUAGUAGCUCUCUUUCUUUGUGCUGACAGCUUCUUGCAACAAGAAAUGGCCUCGAAGAUGUCAAUGUGCCAGUUUUCUGUCCCACUGCUGUUGCCCCAUGGAAACAAAAGUCAGUGUACCUUGAUGCUGUGGGCUCUGAGAGACAUCGUCAAAGAGUGGCGACCACAUGAUAUAUCUGAAUCAAAGGGGUUUGUUGAAAACAACAUUGUCCAUGCAGAUAUACCAUUCUACUCUUUUGUGAGGCUGAAAAACUGCAGCUUAUCCAAGUCUCAGAUUCUAAACAAUCUUCUGAGCCGUGGCCAACUGAAUCAAAACAUGUUCAUUCACAGGGAUAUGGAAGGAGGUUCACUUGACAAAAGUGUUGCAGGUGGAUUGGUAGAGGUUUGCUGGUACCUUCCAUGUGGUACUGAAAACACUGAUGCGUUUCCAAAACCAACUGUUCUGGCAAAUUUGAGAGGAGACAUUGAUCUGUCGCUCACUCAGUUCAGCUUCCUAUUCAAAGUGUCGACUGCUACCUUUGUAUUCUUGGACAAAGUUGAAGAAAACGAGCACAAGAUCCUGACUUCACUGAUUCCUCAAGAUGUCAGAUCCAAACUGUUCUUAGUUGUUAAUCAGAAGGAUGGGAAUGCCGAAGAAGACAUGUCAGUGAAAGCAUUAAAGAAAGAACUAGAUCUACCAAAGACCAAUGUGAAAACCAAAGACCGAAGGGUUAACGUGGCAGAGUUUUCAAAGAGACUUCGUGUGGCUAUCAAGAAAUUGUUGACUGAUGUAAACACAACAGUAAGCAUUGUAAAUAUGAUUGAAAAAGCGGUUGAACUUGGUCUGUCCGAGGAUGAAGGCAAAACUCACAAACAAAAGAAAGCGGCUGAAGAGAUAAUGCUAGGCACUAGUAAACAAAGUAUACCAGACUACAAGAAACAACAACUUCCACUGCAAGGAGAAAACUGGAAAAAGUUAUCACAGUUAGAGAUGGAGGACUGUAGGAUGAAAGAUGCUGGUGAAUCAGGGGGGGAACAUUAUAAAUCUAUGUUACAGAAAGAAAAACAAAGAAUUGUGAAGGAGCAAAUGGAACAACAGCUGUCCAUGGGAAUGAAAACUUUUGUUGAAACAUUAUCCACGGAUGACAAAGACAGAAGAGAUUAUUUUCUGAAGUGGAUGAAAUUCAUGUUAAUUGCACAUUCUCGGGAGAAACUGACCGAACUGCGCAAAGAAUCUAAAGAACAGUGCAGCAAAAAAGAUACAAAACCCAUCGCAGAGUUGGAUCAGGCUUUGCUGGAAAGCUCUUUGGGUCUGGAGCAUUACAUGAGAGAGAUGGGGCUGAUCUAUGAGUUUUCCUCACAGUCACAACAAACUGAUGAUACAAUAACUCGUCUUCCUGGUUUGGCUGCUGAAAUGCUGCUGGAUGGAUAUCCUUUAGAGCUUCUUGAUGGAGAUGCCUCCAACAUCCCACAGAGAUGGGUGACAGAUGUGCUGAUGGAGCUCCACAACAAGGUUGGAGGGAAGAGCAGACUGUUGGUGCUGACUGUGCUGGGGGUUCAAAGCACAGGGAAGUCAACUCUUCUUAACACCAUGUUUGGUGUACAGUUUCCUGUCAGCAGUGGCAGAUGCACAAGAGGAGCCUACAUGCUCUUUCUCAGAGUAGGUGAAGACAUGCGAAACCAGUUAAACUAUGACUUCAUAAUUCUCAUUGACACAGAGGGUCUUAGGUCUCCUUCUUUAGCACAGCUGGAGGACAGCUAUGAGCAUGACAACCAGCUGGCAACUCUUGUUAUUGGCUUAAGUGAUGUCACCAUCAUCAAUGUUGCAAUGGAGAACUUCACUGAAAUGAAAGAUUUUUUGCAGAUUGCAACUCAUGCAUUCUUGAGGAUGAAGAAAAUUGGGAAAAAGCCAGUUUGCCACUUUGUGCACCAAAAUGUUGGUGGAGUUUCUGCCCAUGCAAAGACCCUGACAGAGAGAAAGGUUAUUUUGGACCAACUCAAUGAAAUGACCCAAAUCGCAGCCAAAAUGGAAAGACAUCCCUCCAUAAAGUUAUUCACAGAUGUGAUGGACUAUGACUUGGAAAAAAAUAACUGGUACAUCCCAGGACUGUGGCACGGGACUCCACCGAUGGCUCCCGUCAACACAGGUUACAGUGAAGCUGUCGCAGAUUUCAAGAGAAAUCUCUUAGAAACAGUAAAAAGAGACAAAGGUGAUGAUGUGUCCAAGAUCCCUGAGUUUCUAGAGUGGAUGAGAAGUCUCUGGAGAGCAGUCAUGUUUGAGAACUUCAUCUUUGGCUUCAGAAACACUCUGGUGGCUAACGCCUAUGACAACCUUUGCAAAGAGUUCAGUCAAUGGGAAUGGGAGUUCAGAAGAGAGAUCUCCAUCUGGGAAGAAGCAGCUGAAAUUGAAAUCUUAAAUGCUGACAACAAGCUUGAUCAUUGGACUGAAAUGGUUGAAUCCAAAAAGUCUGAAGUAUCGAAGAAAAUAGCAGACCAACAAACAAUAAUGCAUCAGAAACUCGUGGACUACUACAAAAGGAAAGAUGGACACGUGAAUCUGAUAGAAAAAUUCAAAAGUGGAUUUUUUAACCAAAUCAAGAGUCUGGCAAAAGAAAUCCAACAUUCAGCAAACAGUGACUUGGAUCGUGCACUUGAGUACAAAAAAAGUUCACAAAAGGCAGAAGACCUUCAGAGAAAACACAGAGAAGUGAUUGAAGAACGGAUCAUGAAACUCUUGAGUGACUGCAAAAAACGCUCACUGUCUGAAGAGGAACUGGAAGAAGAGUUUGAAAAGAUGUGGGCUGAGGUCACUGUAAAUGUAUCUGGCCUGAAAGAAAAAGAUAUGCCUGCUGAAAUCUUCGACCAGUUAAAGAAACAUCUCUUAAAUCUCAAUGUCAGUGAAGAAUUAAGCAAAAUCACAGACCUCAGAGAAAGUGGGUUGGGGCAAUUCAAGGCCAAAACUGAACACAUAAACAUGAAAAAUGUUCUAAAUUUCUUUUUUCAGAAAAAUAUACAGAGAGAACUCCAGAGCCUGGCAGACGAUGUGAUUGAGUCUUUCACACAGUUUGUGGAAGACAUUGCAAAAACAGAGAGAGAUUAUCAUGAAUCUUUCACAAAGGAUCUCUUAGAAAAGAUCGAUGAAUCCCUGAAGCAGAGCAGAAAGAAAUGCAAGCAGAAGUUUGUCACUGACCUGAAACUCCACAUUUGUGGAAUUGCUACAAGAGAGUUCCUGCAGAUGCACAGGAAAUACUUGAUUAGAAGAGAUCCAAAACUUAAGCUGGAGGAGAAGAAGAAGCAGUACAUGUCCAAUUUUAUUGAUCUAUGCAAAGAGAGAGACCACUUCCAACGCAAAGCAACUGACUAUGUCAGAAGUUGUAUCAAACCUGCUGUUGAGGACUACAUCACUAGAUCUCUGGGAGUAGAGAUUUUGGAUGAAAUCUGCCAUUCAGCAGAGUACAGUUCCCGCUCCUUUUUCCAGUACAACAUCCAGGAAGAGUUGCUGCUAAAGGAAGACUUUGACAGUUUUGUCAAGUACAUCCGGAGGUACGAAACUUAUAUGAAGAGCUGGAUCUUCAAGCACAUCCGACAAAAAAUGUCAGAGGACCAGACUCUGUGCAAGCUGAAGAAUAAAGUUCUGCAGGUCAUAGUCGACAAAAUCUCAGAAGCAAUAAAGCAGUCCACAAAAUGCACUGAUGGCACUUUGUUGCCAGAUAGCAAGGAAAGCAUCCCAGCCCUCAUCAACAACAUACGCAGGUAUUUGAUCAAAGACAUCUCAAUUUCAGAGGAGGAUGAAAAAACCACCCUAUUCCAAAUUCAAUGCACAAGCCAACAGUUUAUCAACAGCCUCAAAAUCUCUCUGGAGGACUUAAAUAAAGAGCUGCAGGAGGAACUCACAAAGUCUAACAUCUCUGAGACUCUUAAGAAACUCCCCACCAAACCACAUGUUGAGCUCUUUAAGAGGGUGUUUGGCUGUGGACGUCAAUGUCCAUUUUGUAAAGUUCCCUGUGAGGCUGCAGGCAAAGAUCACGAGAAGCAUCAUGCUGCUUUGCAUCGGCCUCAAGGUCUUGCUGCGUACAGGGAUGAAGAAACUGAGAAGUUGCUUGAAACCCUGUGUACAACAGAUGUCCACGGUGAAGGUAUAUUCAUGAAUGCAGAUACUGAAUGGGAGGCGCAUCCUUACAAGGAGUACACUAAGUACUACCCAGACUGGCACAUUCCUCCUGACCGCACUAUAACGGCCUCUGACUACUGGAAGUAUGUCCUGGUAACAUACAAUGACAGAUUUGCUGAAAAAUACAAAUGCAAGUCCGCUGAUGUACCAGAGGCCUGGAGGAGUAUCACAAAGGAACAAGCACUGAAAAGCUUGAAAGAAGCCUUUAACGUAAAGUGAACACUGUACAACCCUGACAGAUAUCCUCUAACAGACACAUGAACAUGUGAGAGGCUUCCCAUAUGCAAAUGUUCAAUAGAAGAAGAGGAAUAAGAGACCCUGACAGGACUGGAAGCGUUCGAGCAUUCAGCAGAACAAUGAGUCGAAUGAGAGAGAACGACAAAUGAUGAGUCUAAUGAGGACGAUGUAAUCCCUUUUGAGUUUGUGACUUUUUUCUUUUCAAAGAUGCCGACAAAACAUGUUCAUACUGAGCUUUACACAGUGAGAUGCUGACAAUGACUAAGAUAAUCAUGAACUCAAAGACAUGAAAGCGAAUAUCAUGUUACUUCUUUUUUGUACCUCUUGUUUCUUCUACUUCUCUGAAGUUGUUUUUUCACGUUCAUGCUGAUAUAUUGAUUUAUAACUGUGUGUAAUUUAACAUGUGCUCAUAACAAGGAUUGCAAUGAUAAUAAUGUUCUUUAAGACAGCAUGAAAAAGAUGUUUUUAUGUUUAUUCUGUGACUCUGAUGUUUUAAUGUUGUUAUAUGGCUGUGUGCAUUAUACCUGGUAACACAGUAAUGAUGAUGAUGAAAUGAUGAUGAUAUACUUUAACAAUCAUGAGGAGAAUAUGAGAUGUUUUUCCAUGUUUAUGUUCAAAUGGUUCAUUUGUUGCCUCACAGCUGGAUUUACAAAACUGUGUGUAAGAAAACACACAAGAGGAAAAUGAGAGUAUUUGAUGCAGUCAGAAAAUAAGAAAUGUAGAAAAAUUACCUUUGACUUGAUGUAUCUACACUAAAGGUUUGACUUAAACACGAUCUUAUUGUGUUUUAAAUAUAUUGUGUUUUGUGUUAUUGAUGUAUUUGCUCUGCUCUGGAGAGAGCUCAAGAAGCUGAUGCUCUGGAUGAUAAUGCUCAAGAAAAAAUAAACAUGUUUUCUAAAAUGUCAUCACAGUUUUUAAGAUUUUUGUGUUUUAUUUUUUCUUCUUCUUCUUUAGUAAAGGUGAGACAUGAUAUUUUUGUGUGUGUAUUGAUGAAGUCAGUAAAUGUGUAAUAUAAAUCUUGGCUGGUCAUGUUGUUAUGUUAUCUUAAGAAACCAGGAGGAAUAGUGAGGCCACAUUUUGUUAACUCAUACAGAUGAUGAUGUGAUGAAGGUAAAGGAGAGAGAUGCAUGCUGUCAUAUUUGUUAACAGUUUCUGAAUUCUGCUUUGAUUUGACUUUUUUGGUGUGAAAUGUUAUUUUUUUGUUCUUUAUUCAAGUCGAUCAGAGAUAUUGAUGAUAUAUUUUCAAAGAUUAUUGGAAAACAAAUU
This is a messenger RNA of Notolabrus celidotus (New Zealand spotty), 5973 nucleotides long. RefSeq names its product up-regulator of cell proliferation-like. Lineage: Eukaryota; Metazoa; Chordata; Actinopteri; Labriformes; Labridae. The record is from RefSeq and is a predicted model, not a curated record. The transcript is spliced from 2 exons. The coding region runs from base 1 to 4689 and encodes 1562 amino acids. Gene Ontology annotation, molecular function: GTP binding.